CUAGGCAUAUUUCGGAUGUGGCAGAAUAUUUUGCUGAAUAAGCCACUAACCAGAGAAGAACUGUGGCAGAUGGUCAAACAGCACUAUGGGAAUGACUUGGGUUUGAGUCUCGAUGAGAUGGAAAGCGUACAGAUAUCAGCAAACGCCAGUACACCCACCCAGCCCAGCCCAAUUAUGAAAUCUGAGGACCAGCCCGGCAGGCUCGAGAGGCCUACUACGCUCCGGCUCCAGCAGGGGGAGCAAGCCUCUUAUGAGGCCUCCACACCGCUGGGGGAUGAUACGCAGUCCUCUCUCGGACAGCACAGCACACUCUCACCUAGCGCGGAUGACAGCCGCAGCACUCCUCUUCGCCAGCAGAGUCCAGUUCCUUCUCUGAACCGCCACAGCUCUGAGAGGUCGUCCAAACGCUCUAACCUAGACCUCAAUGCUAAUGAAGACCGCCUGUCCGAACAGAGUGGUUCAGAGAGUAUAGAGGAGCCUGAAGAAACUGUGGAGGAGAGUGAGAGCCAGGGGAAGGUGCAUGGCCGGCUCUUUGUGAACCGGGUGUUUCACAUCAGUGCUGAAAAGAUGUUUGAUCUACUCUUCACCGACUCCCAUUUCACCCAGAGGUUCAUGGACUUCCAGAAAAUCACAGGGGCAUCCUCCACUCCCUGGCAGAGAGAGGCCACAGGGUGCAUGAAGAGGACUCUAAACUACACCGUCACCAUCACCAACCCACUGGUGGGGAAGUUCUCCACUGCCACAGAGUACCAGACUUUAUACAAGGAGGCUCGGGAGGGCCAGUACCGCAUGGUGGAUGCUGAGGUCUACACACACGACGUGCCUUACCACGACUACUUCUACACCAAGAACCGCUACUGCAUCAUCCCCACCUCCAAGAGGAAAUGCCGACUUAGGGUGUACACAGACGUGAAGUACAAGAAGCAGCCGUGGGGUCCGGUGAAGUCUUUUAUCACCAAGAACUCCUGGAGCGGCGUGCAAGAGUACUUCAGGCGCCUGGAGGCCGAGCUUAUUGAGGAGGAAGCGGAGCUGACCCAGGGCUCCGGGGAUGCUGGGAAGAUUGCAGCCCUGCGGAGGAGGAGGAGGACCUACAGCCGCACCUUUCAGGAACACAUGAAGACUGGGAAGCAGUACAGCGCCGACACCGAGCAGAACAGAGACGGCAAUAUUGGUCCUGUGGACAUAAAGGGCCCACACAGUUGGAACAUCAACACCAUUGUGGCUGUGAUGAGUUUCAUUCUUCUGAUCCUGACGGUGCUGAACCUGGGUCUGUUCUACAAGCUGUGGGCCAUGGAGGACGUGGCUCAUCGCAUGUUCCUGAGCACUAAGAAUCGGCUCCGGGAGAGGGCAGAGUUCAGGGUUAGUCCAGAUCUUGGCCCCAGGCAAAGCAGUCCACACUGGAGCACUGAGGAUAUGCAUUUACUCCGAGUGGUUCUACAAGACUCCAUCAACCUGUUAGAGCAGCUUCGGAAUUCUUUGGUGGCCCUACAGCAUAACUUCCAUGCCAACAACAGAACCACAACUCAGCUAUGACCCGUUCUGUGUACAACGUGCCUGUGUGGCAAGUGAGGGGGGCUAAGUGGAGUUACUCUCAGGAUUCGUCUCACACCAUUCACAAACCCUGGAAGCGUUACCAUGGAGAUGUCACCCUUGAGAUGGCUGGUUACUAUGGGUAUCGUCUCUCUGGGUGUUUUUUUUUUCUUGUUGAGGUAUCAGGUGGCUGUGUGUUUCCAUAGUCAGUGUCUAUCCCCAGGAGUGCUGACUGAGUGGAUUACGGUGGGGAAACAGGAAGUUUAGUUUAGUCAAUUCAUUAUUUUCUUGUCCUCAGUUGGGCCAUUAUUCAUGUGAUUCACAGCUUUGUAACAUUUUGCUUUGAUCUCCUUAGAUUCACUAAUGAGUUCUUCAUUUGAUUCUGUCCUAAAAAGGCAUUAUUUCUCAUUAUCUUGAUAUCUCUGUCAGCUGUGCAUGUGUUCUCAACAUAUAAACUGAUUUAUUUUUUUCUGUUAAAAACUUGUUUACAAGCUGACAGAGUAUUGCAUCAUUGCUCCUUUUGGUGAGCAUGCAGAUAUCUUGAUUAUUUCACUUUGAGAACUUAGGAGAUAACUAACAAUGAGGACAUCUUUGAUACUGCCAUAUGACCUUUGUAGCUUAACUUUUUUGCACAUCUUCAUAUAUUUUUAUUAAUUUUUUCAAUUUUUAUAUAUUUUAUCUGUCAUGUCUCACUAGAUGUUAAUAUAUUUAAAUAUGUAAUUCCAUUAAUUUUAUUUUAUCUUAAAUGGGUUAUGUGUGGUAUAACUACUACGGUGUUGAUGCACUACGUCAACAUAUUGUUUCCAGAACCUACAUUUUCUCAGGGCUUACUCUCAACAUAUGUAAAACAUAAAUUCAGGUUUUGAAUAAAAUGUUUUUUUUUUAUUAUUUUUUAUAUUAAGCAAUUAAAUGUAUGUACGGUCCAUACAAGAAUAUAGUUUUCAUACAUAAUAGUUUUUAUUACCUAUGGUCAUGCAAAUGCAAAAACCAUCACAUAGAUCACCAUGGUUAAAGGUAGUCAUAGGCUAUUACAAAACACUGUUGUCACUUUUUACAAACUUGAAGUCAGAAAUUGUUGCCUUGUCACUAAUUUAUUCCAUUUGGAGAAGAUCCACUGACCAGUCAGGGUUGUCCUCUGAAUUUAGGCUUGUUUAGUUUUCCUGUACGGCAGUGUUUAGGUACACGUGGUAGGUUAACUACAUGAUUGAGGGGUAAAGCACAGGGGUGCUGGGUUUUUACAUGUUGGAUGGUUGGGUCCAGAUUAGAGCCACAGAUUGGUGUUCACAUGAGGUUUUUGCUUUUGAAUGAAUUGGGUUAUUAAAGGCAAUUAAAACAUGGUGGUAAUAUAA
Clupea harengus (Atlantic herring) is the source of this 2879-nucleotide messenger RNA. RefSeq names its product GRAM domain containing 1c (gene gramd1c). Gene Ontology annotation, biological process: intracellular sterol transport. Gene Ontology annotation, molecular function: cholesterol binding; cholesterol transfer activity. Lineage: Eukaryota; Metazoa; Chordata; Actinopteri; Clupeiformes; Clupeidae. Gene Ontology annotation, cellular component: endoplasmic reticulum membrane; plasma membrane; endoplasmic reticulum-plasma membrane contact site. The record is from RefSeq and is a predicted model, not a curated record.